Messenger RNA from Astrephomene gubernaculifera, 1255 nucleotides. The record is from the annotation of a GenBank genome assembly. NCBI's taxonomy places the organism in Eukaryota, Viridiplantae, Chlorophyta, Chlorophyceae, Chlamydomonadales, Astrephomenaceae.
GACAGAGUUUACUUAAGUCAUAUACAGACUUGUUUGAAUAGACCUACUUCACAAUGUCGGGAAUGCAUCUGCUACCCAGGUCCAGGCAACUCCAUGGACAUGCACAACAACAGGGACAGAACUCGACACUGAGCUAUGCUAACGGUCUAAGCUCGUUCGGAAUUCCUCGCAUUCCGGAUAGGACCAUAGCUAGGGCAGCAACACCACCGCUAGCGGCAGCAGACAUCCCCGCCGCCGAUCCGAGCGUAGAGCAAGAAGCUCAAGAUAUCCCGGGGCAGGAUGCGACUGGCACCAUAGACAACGAAAUCGUUGGGAACACUGGUGGCAACGAGGUCCAGAACCAAGCAGCAGCCGCGGGACCGAGUGGCGCAGGCGGCCACCCUCCCAUCGGCCCAGAGCGUAACGCACCUGUGGAUGCGGGACAUAGCCAGACCCGCGCGAGGCGAGCUCGCACAACGGAAGCGAUCCGAAGCGCAACAGGAGACGAGAUUAAAGCUAUCGUGACAGGCGUACUCUGCCGAGACACUACCAACCGCCACCCACAUCUGCGUGACCUGAUCAGCGCAAUGAUUGACAAUGCGGCUCUUAGCCGAGCCCUCAGCACUUGGCAGCAAUACGUGCCGGAUAUCCGGCGCUGGAUAGCCUUCUGCGCGAAGGUACGGGAGUCCCCUCUAGGUCAGGACCCGGUAGUAGCUGCAGCUUUCCUAACGGAGACGCGCAGAGCAGCAGCAGUACGCAACAUAGGACCCGGCACGGUCGAGCGCGCUAGCGCAUCCAUCUCAGCGUUCUAUGAGCUCGCCGGCCUGCAGUCCCCAUGCGCACACAGCCUGUGCGCGAACGCUCGCGAGGUAGCACGACGCACCCUUCAAGCGAAGCAGCGCAACCUGGGAGUCGCGACAGCGCAGGAGGUAGAGCAGCUAGCAAGCCACCACCUCAACCCACAGGCCCCGCUGCUAACCCGCAUGGUCGUGACCUGCGCGGUCCUGGCCUUCUGCGGCCUCCUGCGGUUCGACGACCUAUCCCACAUCCUUGUGCACACCGACUUACUGCGCAUCUACGCCGACCGGGCAGAGGUCUUCCUAUUCAAAAGCAAGACAGAUCAGCACUGCCGCGGUACAUUCGUAACCAUCGGCCGCAUUGACAGCCCCUUCUGCCCGGUACGCCUGUUGGAGGAGCUGCUGCAAGCAGGGCAGUAUAAGCGCAAGCCCGCCGUUACCAGGCGGGACGGCAAGGAGGAGGACGCAGAGGAUGUGGG